Alternaria ethzedia is the source of this 1323-nucleotide messenger RNA. RefSeq lists its product as uncharacterized. The record is from RefSeq and is a predicted model, not a curated record. Gene Ontology annotation, cellular component: membrane. Gene Ontology annotation, molecular function: amino acid transmembrane transporter activity. Lineage: Eukaryota; Fungi; Ascomycota; Dothideomycetes; Pleosporales; Pleosporaceae. Gene Ontology annotation, biological process: amino acid transmembrane transport. The coding region runs from base 1 to 1323 and encodes 440 amino acids. The transcript is spliced from 3 exons.
AUGGCUCCGACGACGGCAAACCCAUUCUCGAACCGCAACUCAAUGUCGGUGGACAUGAUUCCCACUGCUGGUUCGUUUCCGCAUUUUGCGAGCCGGUUUAUUGAUCCGGCUGUUGGGUUCUCGCUCGCUAUAAGCUAUGGAUAUUGUUAUACCAUAUCUAUUGCUGCCGAGUGCUCUGCAUCCGCGAUCCUGGUGGGCUAUUGGACCGACAUGUCGCCUGCCGUUGUCAUCUCCAUCAGUCUGGUUCUUAUCCUGGCUACCAACUUACUGAGUGUACGUUGGUUUGGUGAAUCUGAAGUCGUCGCUGGUGCAAUCAAGAUUGCAUGCUUCCUCGGUCUCAUUCUGGUUUCCAUCGUCAUUACCUCCGGAGGAGCGCCAAACGGUGAAACAAUUGGCUUCCGCUACUGGAACAAUCCAGGCGCAUGGGUGGACUACAACGGCAUCUCUGGGCCAACAGGUCACUUCUUAGGAUUCCUGGCCUCGUUCGUCAACGCAGCGUUCUCCUUCAUUGGUGUCGAGGUGGUAGUCAUCACCGCUGCGGAGAGCAUCAACCCACACUCGGCCAUUCCGAAGUCUGCCAAAAGGGUCACAUUCCGCAUCGCCCUUUUCUACAUCCUAGGCGCUCUUUUGAUUGGAAUAAUCGUCGACCCGAGGAACCCUGGUCUCGUGUCAGGUACUGGAAACGCCAACUCAUCGCCGUGGGUUAUCGCGAUCAAACAAGCUGGUAUCAGCGUCCUUCCUUCAAUCGUCAACGCCUGCAUCCUCAUCUCGGCCUGGUCGGCAGGAAACUCAUACUGCUGGGUCGGUUCCCGAAUCAUCGUCGCCAUGACCACAGAUCGCCAGCUUCCACAAAUCUUCGGCCGCACCUGGAAAAACGGAGUGCCAUACUACGCGGUUCUUGCGUCUUGGCUCUUUGGACCUCUGGCCUAUCUCAGUCUGGGCGAGGGAGGAGCAGCACAAGCUUUCGGAUGGCUAGUGAGUCUCAGCACAGUCGCAGGCUUGAUCGCCUGGGCUACAUUGUGUUUCUGCUUCAUCCGCUUCCAUGCUGCCAUGAAAGCGCAAGGACUUAGCCGGGAUAGCUUGCCGUGGAAGAGCCCCUUCCAACCUUUUACCGCGUGGUAUGGUUUCAUCGGAUCCACUAUUAUUACGUUGAUCACUGGUUUCCCUGUCUUCCUGAAGGGGAACUGGAGUACGGGUGACUUCAUCGCCUCGUAUAUUGGCAUACCGCUUUUCAUCGUGCCGAUCAUCAUCUGGAAGUUGGUGCAUAAGACGAAGUUCGCUCGUGCUAAUACCAUCGAUCUGCAUUCUGGGCGUCUCCGGUGA